This is a messenger RNA of Momordica charantia (bitter melon), 2591 nucleotides long. Its product is annotated as inter alpha-trypsin inhibitor, heavy chain-like protein. NCBI's taxonomy places the organism in Eukaryota, Viridiplantae, Streptophyta, Magnoliopsida, Cucurbitales, Cucurbitaceae. The record is from RefSeq and is a predicted model, not a curated record.
UGUCGCCGUUUCUCACUUCCAACUCGUAUAGCUGAAUCUGACCUUCCCCAUUAAUGGCUACCAUACGGCUCAUAUAUCUACUCUCCAUUUUUUAUUUACCUUUUGAUUCUCUUUUCUUUCUCUUCUUUAUAUAAUUCUCUCUGUGCAAAUUUCUUCCAAAUUUCAUCGACGAUGGCUGCCGAGUUUUCCAACUGCGUCGAGUACGGUCUCCAUUUAUCGAAGCGAAUUUACUAUGGAAAAGGAUCGGCUCCGGCGGCUCUCGCGAGGCAGAUGACCAGAGUGUCGGAGGACUACCUUCCUACGGCUCCUAUGGUGUACGCAGUCGUACCGGAGCCGACGAUUGUGGACAAUCCGGAUGUUCCGAGCUACCAGCCUUACGUGCACGGGCGUUGCGUACCGCCUGCGUUGAUUCCGCUGCAUAUGAACGGAGUUGCAAUGGAAAUCGAUUGCUGUUUCGAUACUGCGUUCAUUGGUGUUAGCGGAACGUGGCGCGUCCACUGCGUCAUGGCCGGCAAAGGCUGUGAGUGUCUUAUCGCGGUGCCGAUGGGAGAGCAGGGUUCACUUCUAGGUGUUGAAGUUGAUGUUACUGGAAGUUCACAUCGCACUGAAUUAGUCUCCAUGGAAGAUCUGGAAGCUAUAGAGAAGCUGGCAAAAUCUGAAGAUGGAAGGUUUCUGAAAGGGCGCCGGAUAUACACAUUAAAAAUUCCCAAGGUCGAUGGUGGCUGUACUGUUUCAGUCCGAAUCAAUUGGUCACAGAGAAUACCAUACCUCGACAAUCUCUUCUGUCUCAGCGUACCUUUCAAUUUUCCAGCUUACGUAGAUUCUCCUGGGAAGAAAAUCAAGAAGAAUCAAAAGAUCUUACUGAAUAUAAAUUCCGGUACUUCGUCAGAAGUUGUAUGUAAAUAUACUAGCCAUCCGAUGAAGAUUCUAAGACGCGAAGUUGGCAACUUAAGUUUCUCGAACGAAGCAGAGGUCUCAACAUGGUCAACUAUGGAUUUCGAUCUUUCGUACUCUAUUUCUCCCAGUGACUUGUUUGGUGGUGUGCUGCUGCAAUCGCCGUCUCUUCAUGAUUUUGAUCAAAGAGAAAUGUUUUGUCUGUACGUUUUUCCCGGCCAGAACCAGGAUCGAAAGGUUUUCAGAAAGGAAGUAGUAUUUAUUAUUGACAUAAGCGGAAGCAUGAAAGGUGGUCCUCUCGAGAGUACAAAGCAUGCGGUGCUCGCAUCACUUUCUGAGUUGGGUCCUGAAGAUACUUUUAACAUAAUAGGGUUUAAUGGAGACACUAAAUUAUUUUCAUUAUCAAUGGAGCAAGCAACCAACGAAGCAAUUACAAGGGCAACAGAGUGGAUUGACGCUAAUCUAGUUGCUAAUGGUGGUACUAACAUCCUGCUUCCCGUGGAACAGGCUAUAAACAUGUUGGCUGAAACCGGCAAUUCCAUUCCCCUCAUUUUUCUCAUUACCGAUGGUUCUGUUGAUAAUGAGAGAGAUAUAUGCAAUCUUGUGAAAGCUUCUUUGAAGAGUGGAAAGACAAUCUGUCCUCGUUUGUGCACUUUUGGUAUUGGUACAUUUUGUAACCACUACUUCUUACAGAUGCUAUCAGAAAUUGGGAGGGGGAUUUACGAUGCCGCUUAUGAUGUAGAUUCGGUUGAUUCUCGGUUCCAGAGAUUAUUCAAAAAAGCCUCAUCGCUCAUUCUCGCCAACAUCACCGUGGAUGCUUUCAAGCAUCUUGCUUCCCUUGAGUUGUUUCCAACUCAAGUUCCAGACCUUGCAUGUGGAAGCCCAUUGAUAAUAUCGGGUCGAUACAAUGGAAGCUUUCCAGAAUCUUUUAAAAUUAGUGGCAUCUCAGCAGAUAUGAGCAACUCCACAAUCCAUCUGAAAGCUCAAAGAGCGAAAGAACUGCUCCUUGAUAGGGUGCUUGCGAGAAGACAAAUCGAUAUAACGACUUCACAUGCAUGGUUACAUGAAAGCAAGGAGUUAGAAGAUAAGGUUACAAAAAUUAGCAAACAAACUGGGUUUCCGUCCGAGUAUACUCGCUUGAUUCUAAUACAGACCAACGAAGGGAAGAAAGCACCAGCCUCCACUAUCGUACAAGAGAUGCGUAAGAGAUUGGAGGUGUCGAAGUCGAAGGUGGUGGAAUGGAAGGGGCAGAAGAUGAGGUUAUUAGGGAAGCAAGGCGUGGGAUUCGGGAACUUGGCGGCGACGGCGGAGAAUAUGCAGCCAGGAAAGGAAAUAAAGGCAGCCCAAGCCACAGAGCUGCUGGUGAAAGCCGCAAGCAACUGCUGUGGCCGACUCAUCGACCGCUUCUGCUGCCUGUGCUUCAUAAAGUCUUGCAUGUAUUUGAACGACCGCUGCGUUGUGGCCUUCACGCAACUCACCGCCGCUCUCGCCUGCUGCGAGAUCUUCAACUGCUGCUUCGAAUUAUGUGAAUGUGAUUGCUUCUGAAAUCUCAAUCUUAAUAACUAAUCAAUAUUAUUAUAUGUCUAAAGCUUCCUCAAUUCAACUCGGUCAUGUUGGAAAAAUCAUGUCCUUGUGUUUGUAAAUUAAAUCUAGUGUUGUUUUUUAGUUCAACAAGAGCUUAUAACCAUUAUAGAGUU